AUGUCUGACUCCGAAGGCUACCGCAACCCCGCCGAUGGCAUCAUCUACUACUACACCGGCGACCAAGAGCCACAAUGCGAAAUCGGCAAAUGCCCAAUCGAGUACUCCGUCUACGGCUACCGCCCAUCGCUCGCCUUCAGCGGCACCAUCAUCGCCCUCUACGCUCUUGUCAUGGUCGCCCAGACCUUCCUCGGCAUCCGCUACCGCAAAUGGGGCUUCAUGGUCGCCAUGCAGCUCGGCUGCCUGUGCGAGAUCCUCGGCUACGUUGGCCGCAUCCUCUAUUACCAGAACCCUUGGGCGCAAGGCGGCUUCAUCAUGCAGAUCGUCCUCAUCACCAUCGCGCCCGUGUUCUUCUCUGCGGCUAUCUACGUCCUCAUCUACCAGAUCGCGAAGUACGUGUCAGCUGAAUCCAGCCGCGUCAACCCGAAGCUCUUCUACUACAUCUUCAUCACAGCCGACAUCAUUUCCCUGAUCCUCCAGGCAGUCGGCGGCGCCAUGUCCAGCACCUCUGAAGGCGACUCCACCUCCGGCGUCAACAUUGCCCUCGCCGGUCUGGCGUUCCAGGUCGCGACACUCGUCUUCUUCGCUGUCGCGGUCGUCGACUACAUGUUCUGCAGCCGCAAGGUCUGGAGCACAGUCAAGCUCCCAACCCGCUUCAUCAGCUUCUGCGCGUUCUUGGCUCUUGCUUGGACUGUCAUCACCAUUCGCUGCUGCUAUCGAGUGUAUGAGCUCAGCGAGGGCUACUCACGAGACUCGGAAGCUCUCCGAGACCAGCCUCUGUUCAAUGGGCUCGAGGGAGUCAUGAUCAUCCUUGCAGCUGUCUUCCUAAUUGGCGGUCACCCUGGCUUCGUCUUCCGACAGGGCGAGACUCUGACGCAGCAGGAGUCGUUUAAGGGGAAGUCGGAGCGUGAGGCUAGUGCAGGCAGCGAAACUGUCUGA
Cyphellophora attinorum is the source of this 939-nucleotide messenger RNA. RefSeq names its product Sphingoid long-chain base transporter RSB1. The record is from RefSeq and is a predicted model, not a curated record. Bases 1 to 939 code for a protein of 312 amino acids. NCBI's taxonomy places the organism in Eukaryota, Fungi, Ascomycota, Eurotiomycetes, Chaetothyriales, Cyphellophoraceae. The transcript has a single exon. Gene Ontology annotation, cellular component: plasma membrane; fungal-type vacuole.